AAAACCAAUCGUUUAAAGUGUUGUUUAAAAGGAAGUAUCUGUCAGGCACGUGAACAUGCGGUCACGCUUCGAACCCUAAAAAGAAAAGAAAUAAAAAACCACCAACCGAAGAUAUUUCCCACAGAACAAUCACCGAGUACCUUCGUAUUCAUAUUUCUCGAUACAGCAAUCGAACUCCCCCCGACGUUUCUCUGUUUCUUUUCUUCCGUUCCGUUCCUUUGUUUCCCCCUUAAUUUAAGAAGUUGUAAGAUCGAGAAAUUGAAACUAAGUUGGUUGUUAUGGCUGGUCAAAGAAAUGAUUACGGUAAAAGAUCUCAUUUUCAGCCUGAUUACGCUGGAAAUGGAGGAGGAGGUGUUAAGAGAAGAAAUGCUGGUGAGGAAAAUGAACAACAGCAUGGGAUUGGGCCUGAAGAUACCGUUUACCGUUAUUUAUGUCAUGUGAAAAGGAUUGGGAGUAUUAUAGGAAGAGGUGGUGAGAUUGUGAAACAGUUGAGGUUAGAUAGUAAGUCGAACAUUAGGAUUUGUGAAGCUCUGCCGGGUUGCGAGGAGAGGGUUGUUAUGAUUUAUAGUUCCAGUGAGGAAACAAAUCCAUUUGGUGAUGAGCUUGUUUCGCCUGCUCAGGAUGCUUUGUUUAGGGUACACGAUAGGGUUGUCGCGGAAGAGUUGCCUGCUGAUGAGGAUUUGGAGGAGCAGACACAUGUGGUUACUGUGAGAAUGCUUGUGGCAUCUGACCAGAUUGGUUGUGUUAUUGGGAAAGGUGGACAAGUGAUUCAAAGUAUAAGGAGUGAAACACAUGCUCAGAUUCGGGUUUUAAGCAAUGAGCAUUUACCUCCGUGUGCAUUGACUUCAGAUGAGCUUCUUCAGAUAAUUGGAGAGCCCUCUGUUGUGAGGAAGGCUCUUUAUCAGGUGGCAUCUCGCCUUCAUGAUAACCCUUCAAGAUCCCAGCACUUGCUUCUCUCCUCUCUAUCUAAUAUGAAUCCAUCAGGUGGGAUGUACAUGAAUGCCCCCCUUAUUGGUUCUUAUGGAAAUUAUUCUUCUAGAAGAGAUGAUGGUUCUGCAAGGGAGUUUUCUCUUCGUUUGGUAUGCCCGGUUGGAAAUAUUGGGGGUGUGAUUGGAAAAGGUGGUGGUAUUAUCAAACAGAUUAGACAGGAGUCUGGGGCAUCGAUUAAAGUUGAUAGCUCUGCAGCUGAAGGAGAUGAUUGCAUUAUAUUCAUAUCAACAAAAGAGUUCAUUGAAGACCCAUCCCCUACCAUCAAUGCUGCUUUGCGCUUGCAAUCACGAUGCAGUGAAAAAACAGAAAGAGAAUCAGGUGAUUCUGUAAUCACCACCCGUCUACUUGUUCCAAGUUCACAGGUUGGAUGCCUUAUCGGUAAAGGUGGGGCAAUAAUAUCUGGGAUGAGGAAUGCUACUAGGGCUAGUAUUCGCAUACUUUCUAAGGAAAACCUUCCCAAAGUUGCAUAUGAAGAUGAAGAAAUGGUGCAGAUUACUGGAGGUCUUGAUGUUGCUAGCAAUGCCUUUUCGCAAGUACUGUUGCGGCUGAGAGCCAAUAUAUUUGAAAGAGAAGGAGCAGCAACAACGCUUUUGCCUGUUCUUCCCUACAUUCCCAUGUCAUUAGACAUUUCAGAUGGUCCUAAAUAUGGUAACAAAGAUGGUCAACCGCGUAAUCGUGGAUACUCUUCUUACUCAGGGGGAUACAGCCCUAGUGAUUUGACUGCAAGUGACAGUAAAGGAAAUUAUAGUGGUUCACUUAGUGGAGGUGAUAUAUAUGGAAAUCAUGGUGGUCGCAACUCCAGCCGGGGGUUGUCCAAUCUAAAUCAAGUUUCACAUAGGAAGCAUGGGUAUUAGUCCUGGGUUCUAGACUUGACAGAUGCAGAAUGAUAUCUUAAACCCGGCCAGCCAUCCCCUGCCAAGGAUUCUACUGCACCUUUCCCACUUGUUGCCUUCUCUCCCCUAUCUAAACAGUUGUCGUCAUAAAUCUUGAAGCCAGACCUUUGUCCCUUUUGAUGAAGCCAGCCUAGACCAGAAGACCAGAAAAAUCGGGUUUGAGGAACUUAUGUUCCACUUUGGCUCGCCUUUAUUCCUGUCUUGGGUGACCAGAAUAAGAUCAUUUGAUGAUGCAAAUCACCAUUCAAUCAUUUUUGGCCUGGAUUCAUGAUUUGCAGGCUCUGUAACACAUUUCUAAUAAAUUGCUUUCCAUGUAAAACCCUUACACUUGUAUCCUUGACUUUUGGCAAUUUGGCUGAUGAAGUGAUUUUUUAUGUUUUAUAAUGGAGUCAAGGUAGCAUGUACUUGUUUAGGAUUUUUUUAUGUAUGCAUGUGGCUUGAGAGUUGCACCAGGUAGGAAAGUUUAGAUUGCCAUAAUCCCGAGAGCAAUGUAAUUGUAGCUUAUGUUGGGUGUAAAUGCCAUCAUAUUUGGUUUCUUGAUUAUAUUUUACAUGUAGCUCAAGUGGCUGGUACUUUUCUGGAGUUUGCUGGGAUGUACUGGUCCCAUUUCUUCUCUUGAAGAAGAGAGGCCAUGUUUCUGUUGAACAAAGUGCCUCAAAAAUUAUCCCCUUAAUCGCAUGAUCUAAAAUUUGAACUUGCACAAAAUGAGCUGGAAGUUAUAUAAGGGUUGUAUGAGCUUGUAAAUCACUUAAGGUAAGAAAUAUUUGGUUAGGCUAUGUGUUCAGAUUAGUUUUGGAGGCUGUCCCAGCGAAAAAAGAGAAGGCUUUGGAGGCUGUUUUCUGAAGAGAAAGCUAAAGAGGAAGGCAAAGAAACCUGAAAUGGAAUCAAUUGAAGAAGUGGUUUAUAUCAUUAGCUUCCUCUGGCAUUUGGAGCUGGCAAGCUGUAUGUGGUAACUGGUUUCUCUAUCCCAAUUGCAGUCUGCUAUCAUGCAAUUAUAUCUGUUGUUUUGGGGAAAGGGAGAUUGAAAUUGCUGUGACCAGGCUUAUCUCUAAUUUCUUAAAAGCUACUUUUUAUAGUAUGCAGCCUUGAUCCUUUGAAGAUGAAGCCGUGAGGAAAAAACGAAAGCACAGGCUGAACCGAUCAUUGUAUAAACAAAAUCCCAACAAAAAUAUUUAAUAAAUUCAAGAAAUACUGUACUUAAUCUCAGGUUAAAUA
Gossypium arboreum is the source of this 3098-nucleotide messenger RNA. RefSeq names its product RNA-binding KH domain-containing protein RCF3. The transcript has 10 exons. Gene Ontology annotation, biological process: regulation of gene expression. The coding region runs from base 279 to 1844 and encodes 521 amino acids. Gene Ontology annotation, cellular component: nucleus; cytoplasm. The record is from RefSeq and is a predicted model, not a curated record. Lineage: Eukaryota; Viridiplantae; Streptophyta; Magnoliopsida; Malvales; Malvaceae. Gene Ontology annotation, molecular function: mRNA binding.